GAGUAAAUAAAGUAAUAAUAAAACGGCUAAAAAUGCAAAUCCGUUUUCUCCUCUUUUCUCUAUAAAGUCUCAUUCAUAUCCCAUAUGAGACGCUGAAGAAAACUUCAAAACAUAUAUUUUCCAAAAAAAAAGUCUCGAAAAGAAGUUUCUCAGAAACAGUGAGAAGAAGAAAAAAAACCUAUAACUCUCCCCAGAAAAAAAAAAGGCAAAAAGAGAGAAGCAUCAGAUCUAGAAAAAUGUGUCUGGUGUGUUUAUGUGAUGAUGAAGAGACAGAGUUAGGGAGACAACAAGCACCUGGAUCGUGUCCGUAUUGUGGAGGUAAAGUGCAAAUGCUUGAUGUCGAAAGAAAAUGGAUGUUUUGUUUCGUUCCUCUCUGUUUCAAGAUUAAGAGGAAGUACUUGUGUUCUUCUUGCGAUCGUCGUCUCGUUUUGUAUCAUUAAAAUAAUAAUAUUGAUAUAAUUAAAGUAGAUUAUUAGCGUAUUAAUCAAGGGAAAUAAUUUUAGUCGGGGGCGUUUGGUACGUUUUAGUAUUAUCUGUGUCGUGUAAAACCGACAUUGAUCUUUACAAGUUAGAAGUCUCUCGAUAUGAUGUUCAAAUAUGAUGUACUUUCUCUUUUGUCUGCAGUGCCUUCUUAAGUCGGUCCAAAAAUUAAUAUUAUAUGUAAUGGUUCUUUUAAAUGUAAUGAUGAAUUUCUAGUUUGGUAUACUUAA
Molecule: messenger RNA, 710 nt
Organism: Brassica rapa (field mustard)
Lineage: Eukaryota; Viridiplantae; Streptophyta; Magnoliopsida; Brassicales; Brassicaceae
Source: RefSeq, a predicted model, not a curated record